UACGAAAUCCACUCCCUCCAUCAGUUUUCCCAGCUUAUGUCACGAUGGGAGCCCAAAAAAUUAGUCAGAUCCAAGACUCAAGUGGGCCACACAACAAGAGAUGGUGGGGAUUCAGAGCCGACCAUUGAAAUCUUCUUGUGGCCCACAGAAGUUAGGAUCCCGCUGGCAUUUGUGUUUUUCCUUCAUCCGGUGGGAAUCGCCUUAUGAACGGUUUAGAUGGCAUUUAAACGUCACGGUGAGCGCCAGGAAGGUUUGAAAGGUGGGCGUUUACAUCCUCACUGUUCCUGUGGUGUGGCCCACUUCAAUCUUGGAUCUGCUUCAUAUUCAGGCUCCCAUCAUAAUACAGUCUGGAGAAACUGAUAGACGGAGUGGAUUUCACGGGACAUGCAGUGGGCCCCACAGAACUUUAGAUUACAGGAACCAUCUGCCAAAUUCAAACUAAAUCACCAUCCCCGCCUCUCCAUCAAGAAUGCGUCUGCCAUGGCCGCCGUUAACAUGCUCGAGGGCGACCUAGCACCACCUUCCGUUGUGGGGCCCACCAGCUCACCGGGCCCCAUCCACGCGCGGGCUAUCAAAACAGGCACCACCGGUCUCUCCAUCUUCAACAGCCUCAUCACUCUCUACUCCAAAAACCCAUCCACUCUCUCCUACGCCCUCCGCCUCUUCAAUGAAAUCCCAUCGCCCAACGUCGUAUCCUGGACGUCCAUCAUCACCGCCCAUGCCAGCACUCCUUUCUCCCUCUCCCUCUUCCUUUCCAUGCUCCGCCACCCUAUCCUCCCCAACCAGCGCACGUUAGCCACCCUCCUCAAAACCUGCGCUUCCCUCCCCUCUCUUUCCACUGGCCUCCAGCUCCACUCCCUCGCCCUCAAGCUCUCUCUUUCCCAUCUCCCCUUCUCCGGAAGCGCUCUUGUCCAUAUGUACUCGAAAUGCAGCCUUCCGGACGAUGCCCGCAAGGCGUUCGAUGGAAUUCCCCACAGAGACGAGGUCUGCUAUGCUGCCGCCAUUGUCGGCCUUGCGCAGAACUGCCGCUCGGCAGACGCGAUCUCAAUAUUCGCAAGCAUGAGAUCGGCCGGCGUGGGGUCCACCAUGUAUAGCGUGUCCGGUGCGCUGCGGGCAGCAGCGGAGGCAGCUGCUCUUGAGCAGUGCCGGAUCCUGCACGCGCAUGCUGCCGUUGCGGGCCUCGAGUCGAACCUCGUUGUGGGGACUGCGUUGGUUGAUGCGUACGGGAAGUCAGGCCUUGUUUCUGACGCGCGGCAGGUGUUUGAUGGGUUGUUGCCGGGCGUGAACAUCGUCGGGUGGAAUUCAAUGAUGGCAGCAUACGCCCAACAGGGCGACUCAGGCUCUGCAAUUGAGCUUUUUAACAGGAUGCCAAGCCAUGGUCUAGUAGCCGACGAGCUCAGCCUUCUUGCAAUCCUCACUGCAUUUAGCAACUCGGGCUUGGUCUUUGAAGCCAAGCACUGGCUUGAUUCAAUGACCAAUGAAUAUGGAGUGCGACCGGGGCUCGAGCAUUACACUUGCGUGGUGGGCACCAUGGCCCGGGCAGGCCAACUCAAGGAUGCAGAGAACCUCGCAAACACAAUGCCAUUUGAGCCCGAUGCUGCGGUAUGGCGUACCCUGCUCUCCGCCUGUGCAACCCAUGGUGCGGUCCACAUGGGCAGGUUGGUGGGCCAUAAGCUUCUUGAGCACAACCCACGAGACGAUUCAGCCUAUGUGAUGCUCUCAAACAUCAAUGCGGCAGCUGGGAGAUGGCCUGAGAUGGCUGAAGUAAGGACGAUGAUGAAAUACAGAGGGGUGAAAAAGGAAGGUGGGCGGAGCUGGAUAGAAGUGCGUGGAGAAGUGCACAUCUUCUUGGCAGGAGACCGGAGGCAUGAAAGGACAGCCGAGAUAUACGCCAAGCUGGUGGAAUUGAUGGAGGAGAUUGCAAAGCUGGGCUACGUGGAGGCAUCGGAGGUGGUGCUGCACGAGGUUGAGGCAGCUGAGAAGAGGGAGGCGCUUUGGUUUCACAGCGAGAAGCUGGCGGUGGCAUUUGGGGUGGUGAGCGGGGCCGCCCCACCAGGGAAAGCUCUGAGGGUUGUUAAGAAUCUGAGGAUAUGUAGAGACUGUCAUGAGGCUUUCAAGUAUAUGAGCAGGGCUUUGGAGAGGGAUAUUGUUGUGAGGGAUGUGAAUAGAUACCACAAGUUUGAGCAUGGGAGCUGCACUUGUGGGGAUUACUGGUAAAUGAUUGAAUACAAAUGAAGAAUUGAACUUAAGAGCUGAUCAUGAAAUUGAGAUCCUACGACGGUGGUGACCUGAUUGGGUCAAAGUAGGUGAUGGGCCUGCCGAUCAAUCGAAACUUGGAAGAUGUCAAUUUGGGUGUAGUCCCUUUAGGGGGGACCGUAGAUGAUGUGCCCGUCGAUUAAUCGAAACCUGGAAGAUAGCAACUUGGGUGUAGUCUCUUUAGGGAGGACCAUUUGAUCCAAGUGCAUUCCAGAAUUCGCAGCUUGCUGCAAGGCCUGUUUAGGCCGGGCUGCUGUUUGCAUUGCGCUGCUGCUGGCUAUGCAGGAAGAGGCACAGUCUUUCACUGUUCCGAGAUUGCUAGAUAUGUUGUUUGUAAUCCCAGCUUCAUGUUGUGCUGUUGUCAUUAUCUUUCAAUCGCUGCAGGCAUGGAUUCGAGGGGACCCAGAAUAUUUGGACUGCCCAUUUGCAUUCUCAUCCCAAAGGUAGGCUGGCACAAGGUUAUCAGCCUAAAAUUCAGGAGUCUUGAUUUUUCCUGAGUGGUUAUCUUCUCUCCGAGACUGCCUGCCAAUUCCAGCAAGGUGGACAGGAGCAAAAGUGCCAUUGUAGAUAUCUGGGUCAUGGCUCUGCCUGUGCUUCACAUCUGAAGUAUGUUCUCAGCAGGGUGUUGCUCAAUGUCCUCAGCUCGUUACCAACUGAUGUUGUAUUUAAAUUUCGAUCCACCGCAAGUAGAUCCAAUCCAAUCAUCUGAGCUUGGGUGUGUUCUAUGGUCAUCUAGAACGCCUGAACUCAGUCUCAGUCCAUAAUGAGCAUCUCAGGUAGAUGCAUUUUAGUAAUCUUUCCAAGUCGGGAAGGCAUGAACGGCAUUAUAGCUUCCCCCUUGGAGCCCAAAACAAAGUAGCGGCAGAGCAUACGACAGAGUGCCAUAAGAUUCACAGUUGGUUAAAGUUAUUCAGCUGGACUCUUGAGUGGUUUGGGUCGCCGUUCACAUCUUCAGAUAGAUGUUUCAGUCAAUGAAGCAUGCUGCAAAAUUAACGAGCAAUGUGGAAAUUUCUGAUGAAUUAUGCUACACUAAUUUUCUCGAUUUGAAUACAAAGUUAUGAACUCAAGUAUUUUCUACAAUUCAGUGUUGGCAAUAUGAAUUGUCGUGGGAUUUUUUGGGAGCAAGAAACUCCUAUGCAUCAAUAUUUACCUAUCGUGUAAUGGGGAUGACCAUGACCGAUACUGUUACAAUAUGCCUAUGUACCGUUGCCAAUUUUCAAAACCAUGGGGAAGUUAUUUUUGGGGUUCUGCUUCUUCCAUGUUAUGUUGCCUUUCUAUGCUAAUGAAUUCAAAACUACCAAGUGCUGCAACUCUGCUGUGUACUUCAAUGUUUGGUCAGCCGCUGUUAGAUUCUUGAGUGCGUGGUGUUUUAUGAAUCACAGGACCAUCUUUGUCAGGUUAUAAUUUGGAAGCCUUACUGAGUUGCUUAAUUUCACUGUUCUAAUUUGAAUAUUUGCUGAAUUGUUUCUAAUUUUCAUUAUCAAUUGAGAUGGUGUGUGAUCUA
Molecule: messenger RNA, 3760 nt
Organism: Magnolia sinica
Lineage: Eukaryota; Viridiplantae; Streptophyta; Magnoliopsida; Magnoliales; Magnoliaceae
Product: pentatricopeptide repeat-containing protein At4g33170-like
Exons: 2
Coding region: 385-2217 (610 amino acids)
Biological process (GO): RNA modification
Molecular function (GO): protein binding; RNA binding; zinc ion binding
Source: RefSeq, a predicted model, not a curated record